AUGCGGGUCAUCGCGUCAAGCGAUGGCAUCAGUUCGCCGAUUAAGUCAAGUAACUGGGAUGCGGUGAUGUGGGUUUUGCUGCAGUCGUUGAUGUGGUGGACGGUUCGAGCCGAAGAUUUAACAUUCGUGCCGCUAAACAAGGAGUUUCUAGAUCGAUUACGUAACGAAACCUACUACAACCGUUACGCCACCCCCACGCAAUAUGAUGGAAUUCCAACAAAUGUUUCGCUAUCGAUGUUCAUCGAAGGGAUGUCCUCAUUCAGUGCACAAACCAUGGACUACCAUUUAGACAUGUAUUUUCAACAGGAAUGGUAUGACCACCGAUUGCAGCACAACAACACCGCUCCAAUUUUGGUGAAAGAUAAAAGGGUGUUUCGAGAGAUGUGGCAUCCAGACGUCUACUUCGCAAACGCAAAAUCAGCAUCAUUCCAGGAAGUCACCGAUGACAACUUUCUCAUAUGGGUCUACCCAGAUGGACGGGUUUGGUAUGAUACCAGAAUUUCAGUUGUUGUUUCUUGUAACAUGGAUUUGUGGAAAUAUCCCCUUGAUUCGCAGGAAUGUCCUCUUCGUGUGUUAUCUUAUGCGUACCCAGAAUCUGUUUUGCGCUUAGUCUGGUCAGCAAAAGAAGACGUUCUGCCCGUCGAUCGGAAUCCAGAAAUUACUAUGCCUGAUAUGCAGCUCAAAGAUAUUCGAACUGGUUACUGUAACGGGACAUAUGCAACCGGUGUAUGGAGUUGCAUGACAGCGGUUUUCUAUGUGGAACGUGAAAUGAUGCACCAUGUAAUGCAAACGUAUCUGCCUACCGCACUAAUCGUUGUCAUCUCAUGGUUCAACUUCUGGCUCGAUGUCGACUCAGCGCCAGCUCGUGUGUCGUUAAGUAUAACAACGUUGCUGACAAUUUCCACUCAGGCAAAUGCUGUAAAACUCGCAUUACCAGAAGUCUCCUAUAUGAAAGCAAUCGACGUGUGGAUGGGAUCUUGCAUGGCAUUCGUGUUCGGAGUAAUGAUUGAGUUCACGAUAUGUCAUUUUGCGAAGAAUCAAGAACUAAUCCGAUGUGAUCCGCAACCUUCCUUAAUUGUUGACACAGCCUUGUCGACUCUAUUUGGAGCUGCUAGGGACAUCGAAGAUCUUAAUGAUGAAGAUCUCGGGAUCACGAGUCGAGAGAACCACAUCGCGUUGAAUAUGUUAAGUCCUGAACGAGCUGAGCCGCGUCUCCGGACCUUAUCAGCAGAUGUCAACACUAAUGGAGCCAGGUACUUCGUUGGAGCUGAACGAUUGAGAAGAAAACGAUCAAAAACAUCAUUGUCACGCCUUCGCCAUCAUACGGUUGAGGUAUCACGGAGGGCAUUGCACUGGACACGAACGUUACGAAAUUUGCGUGGACGACGCGUUGCACAACGAAUCGACGAGCGGUGCCGUACAGCGUUUCCCGUUGCGUUUCUACUUUUCAAUAUGGCCUAUUGGAGCUUCUACCUGGUGUUAAAUUAA
Molecule: messenger RNA, 1488 nt
Organism: Necator americanus (New World hookworm)
Lineage: Eukaryota; Metazoa; Nematoda; Chromadorea; Rhabditida; Ancylostomatidae
Exons: 14
Coding region: 1-1488 (495 amino acids)
Biological process (GO): regulation of membrane potential; chemical synaptic transmission; nervous system process
Cellular component (GO): plasma membrane; synapse; neuron projection
Molecular function (GO): transmitter-gated monoatomic ion channel activity involved in regulation of postsynaptic membrane potential; transmembrane signaling receptor activity; chloride channel activity
Source: RefSeq, a predicted model, not a curated record